Molecule: messenger RNA, 422 nt
Organism: Acanthoscelides obtectus
Lineage: Eukaryota; Metazoa; Arthropoda; Insecta; Coleoptera; Chrysomelidae
Source: the annotation of a GenBank genome assembly
GAAGACACUUUAUGAUUCCAAAGUUGAAGCUUUGUAUAUAAACCCCUGAAUAUAAUCAUAAUUGCUUGUUUCUGCCCUGAAGUUUCGAGUUUAGCUCAUUCAAGUAGUCAAAUAUGUCAGUUAAAUAAGCCAACCUCCAUUGAAAUGUCUAAUUUUUGGACAUUGUCAAGAAAUCGAGUUUUUCUUUAUACUCAAGAAAAAGAAUUACCUCUUCUUUCGAUUCAUAAAGGCGAGCCAACAUGUUGCCUUUGGACAGCCAGCGUACUUCUGUAUUUAAUAGAAGAACCUUGUGAUCAGAAUCGAGAUCCUCGCAAAGUAAAGUAAAAUCCUUAUAGCCGAGUCCAAAGUCUGGCAUAAUUUCUGUGGCAAUGUUUUGGAAGCCAAAGCUUGCCGAUGAAUAACACAAUGUGUACUAACCUAUG